Naegleria fowleri is the source of this 1062-nucleotide messenger RNA. RefSeq lists its product as uncharacterized. The coding region runs from base 1 to 1062 and encodes 353 amino acids. Gene Ontology annotation, cellular component: nucleus; Smc5-Smc6 complex. The transcript has a single exon. The record is from RefSeq and is a predicted model, not a curated record. NCBI's taxonomy places the organism in Eukaryota, Heterolobosea, Eutetramitea, Acrasida, Naegleriidae. Gene Ontology annotation, biological process: DNA repair.
AUGAUGCAAAAACGGCCCAAAGAUAGAGUUGAAGAAUCGUCUGAAGAGGAAUACGAAAGCGAUGAUGGUGGAGUUGAUGGAGUUGAACAAGAAGAGGAAGAAGAGUUUGCAAAAAAGCGUGAUCCUACUUUCCGAAGACAAUUGAGAGCCAACAUCAUCGAUUUGAUUUCUCAAACUAGUGAAAAGGCUGAAGAAAUUUGCCAACCCGGAUCGAAAGAAAUUCUAAAUAUUCUCGGGACAGGAAACAAAUAUUCGGCUGACAUUGCACACGCACGUGAAGGUGCUCUAGAUGCUGCACUGUUUGCCCAGAGCACAAAGUAUGGCCUGGAACAAGCAACAAGAUUAAAUUUUGGAAAAGAGUGGGACCCUAUUGAAUUAAUCACAAAACUAAGUUCAAAAUAUCCAGCACAAAACCAAUCAAAUGUUAUUACAUCAAUAGAGCAAGAAUUUAUUCCGAUUGAAUUAGAUUGGCAUAAGAUUGGAGAGUCUGUUUCAAGUUUAUUUAGAAGAACGCCCACCAUCACGUUCAUGAAUGGGCCAAUAAAAGUGGAAAGAAAAGAGAAAAAGCGGAAAGAACGUCCAAAGAAAUCAAAAGAUGACAUUGUGGAAGAAAAAGAGGCAGAAGAAAUGGCAGAGACCUCAAAACAAGAUGCUACUACAAAAGAAGUUCAAAGUUUGUACAAAAAGCUCAAGAAUCAGUCAAAAAAGAGAAAAAAAGAGCACACAGAUGGCCAUUUAUCAGUAUUGGAAGUUCUUGUAGAUCCCAAUUCGUUCACCAAAACGAUCGAAAACUUUUUUUAUUUUUCAUUUCUAGUGAAGGAAGGAAGGGCUAGCUUUGAGUUGAAUCAAGAUGAACUUAAAACAUGUAUUCUACGUGACAAUGAAAUCAAUGACAAUGCUAGAAACCAGAGUGUUCUAAGUCUCAAUCUCAACAUGUAUAAUCAAUUGGUUCAACAAAGGUCAAAACUUUUACAACAACAACAGCAACAUCAAGCCAAUGGAUCUCCGAGCUCAAGUAAUACAAGAGAUGCCAGAACAGCACACGAAGAUGAGGAAGAAUGA